AUGUUAGGAGGACUUUAUGGAUUAAAUUUUAAGUAGCAUUCGUAUCUUUUUUUAUGCUUAAUAUUACCUACAAUCAUUACAGGAUUUGGAUUAUUUUAUUUAGAUGAGGCACUGACAACUUUGUGUGUUUUGUAAUUUUUCUACGUUAUAAUACCUGCAAUUUAUAUACGGUAUCUCAGCAAAGAGGGCGAACUAAGAGUUUAUUUCAUAAAUGAAUUGGAGGGAAGAUAAGAAUAGAUCAAGAGAGGACUCUCAUUAUUUAGAAGUGCUUUUGGAAUGGUACUAUUGUCAUUAAUUUUCACAUAUUAUUGGGAAGAGGAGAUCAUGGAUUAUUUGAGGAUUCCUCUAUUGGAACAUCCUGCUUAUAUCGGAGCAUUCAUGUUGGUUUUGAUUAUCUGCAACCCAUUUUUAGAGGAAUGGUAUUGGCGAUUGUUUUUGAUGAAAACCUACAAGGAAAGUGAGAAGUAUAGAUUUAUAAUAAAUCUCUUUUAUGCUUUGUUCCAUUUCAUUAUGUUAUUUAAGAUAUUUAAAUCAGAUUGGGAAUUCGCAAUUGGGUUUUCAACAUAUUUUAUGUCAAUUGGGGGAUCCUUCGAACAUAUCAGAGAAAAGUACGGGUUCAUCACUUGUCUGAUGGCUCACUAUGGGAUGACCUUGGCUGCUUCACUAGCUUUAUUAGUUGUAUAUAAAUCAUAAUUGUAAUGA
Messenger RNA from Paramecium tetraurelia, 702 nucleotides. RefSeq lists its product as uncharacterized. Gene Ontology annotation, biological process: CAAX-box protein processing. Gene Ontology annotation, cellular component: membrane. Gene Ontology annotation, molecular function: metalloendopeptidase activity. The transcript is spliced from 3 exons. Lineage: Eukaryota; Ciliophora; Oligohymenophorea; Peniculida; Parameciidae. The record is from RefSeq and is a predicted model, not a curated record.